AUCUUCUAUCAUCAUCCUCUUAAGCAGAACUGCAUCCAGCUCCAUCACUGACAGUGACACAGAGAAAGAUAAACAGGCAAUAGAGAAGAGAAGAGAUUGUUUUGAGCAGUGUUUUAGAGGAAAAAGAAAGAAGCUCAUCAUGUCUUUUGAAGUGAAGGAGAAGACAGAGGUGCGUCUGGUGUUUUUGGGAGCAGCUGGAGUGGGGAAGACAGCACUCAUCCAACGCUUCCUCAAAGACACCUUUGAGCCCAAGCACCGACGCACAGUGGAGGAGCUCCACAGGAAGGAGUUCGAGGUGGCCGGCGUCAAAAUCACCAUCAACAUCAUGGACACCAGUGGAAGCUACUCCUUCCCCGCCAUGCGUAAGCUCUCCAUCCAGAGCAGCGACGCCUUUGCCCUGGUCUACGCCGUGGAUGACCCCGAAUCCCUGGAGGCGGUCAAGAGUCUCCGAGAGGAGAUCCUGGAGGUCAAAGAGGACAAGUACACACCUAUCGUGGUGAUAGGCAACAAGAUAGACCGCCACAACGAGCGCCAGGUGUCCAGCAAGGACGUGCUGUCCACGGUGGAGCUGGAGUGGAACCACAGCUUCCUGGAGUCAUCCGCCAAAGACAACAUCAACGUGCUGGAGGCUUUCAGAGAGCUGCUCAAGCAGGCCAACCUGCCCAGUCGGUUCAGCCCGGCGCUGUGCCGGAGACGGGAAACCUUACCCAAGGAGAGCAACAAACGUCCUCCUAUGAACAAGACCAAAAGCUGCCUCAUCUCAUGAUGCUGUGGAGCUGCUCAGAGGGCGACGACGCCAAAAGAGGCCGAGAGGAAACCGCCAACAAGUGAAAGGGCUUUGUCGGCGGGGAGCUACAUACCAAGAGACAGUGUUAAGUGUGUUAUGGUAUAUGUAGUAAAAAGAAAUGUCCACCUCAUCAGGCAUCAGCACCAGAGAUGCUUGAAGACACAAAGUAAAGUGUUUGAACACUGAAGAAAAAUUAAUGUGAGGUUUCAUUUUUAGGUUUUGAUAUAUUGGUGAAAUGAUGUGCGUUUAUUCGAGUGUGUUGACAGAAGAUUGUUUUACGAAGUGAACAUCGGAAGGAGGAACAUGUCGUGAAUUAUUGUGCAGCCUUUUGUAAAACAUGCUUACUGGUGUUUUUCUCUCUUUUUGUUUGACUAAUAAAUUCUUUUUUUAAUAGAU
Molecule: messenger RNA, 1183 nt
Organism: Cottoperca gobio
Lineage: Eukaryota; Metazoa; Chordata; Actinopteri; Perciformes; Bovichtidae
Product: ras-related protein Rap-2a-like
Exons: 1
Coding region: 140-766 (208 amino acids)
Molecular function (GO): GTPase activity; GTP binding
Source: RefSeq, a predicted model, not a curated record